Messenger RNA from Stereum hirsutum FP-91666 SS1, 930 nucleotides. RefSeq lists its product as uncharacterized. Bases 1 to 930 code for a protein of 309 amino acids. Lineage: Eukaryota; Fungi; Basidiomycota; Agaricomycetes; Russulales; Stereaceae. The transcript has 3 exons. Gene Ontology annotation, molecular function: protein binding. The record is from RefSeq and is a predicted model, not a curated record.
AUGGGCCCCACAGAUCCCCCUCCAUUUCCCAACCAUCAUGAACGUUACUACUUCAAUGAUGGCUCCUUGGUACUUCAGUGCGAGGGCGUCUUAUACAACGUCCACCCGUGCCUUCUCUCAGCUCGCUCUGCGUUGUUUCAGGAUAUGCUCUCUCUACCUCAGAGUGGACGCAACCAGCAACCAAGUGAGCUGGAACCUACGGCGGGGUCUUCAAACACGCACCCUGUUGCCAUUACCUCCACGAAGGCCGACUUCGACAAUCUCUUGCUGUACAUAUAUGACAGCUACCUUCAAAAGAACUUAUCUCUCGAGUACUUGCUCAGCAUACUCAAGAUGUCCCACUUCUAUAUCAUCGAAGACGGACUGCAGUACGCAUUCAACGCACUCGAAAAACACACAGGCCUCACGGCGCAGCUUCGUAUGCAUCUCGCUCUCCAGUACAACCACCAUCAAUGGAUUGAGCCCGCGUUUCGUGGUUUAAUCACCCGACCUGCCAACAAGUUUACACUCGACGACGUAGCUCAGAUAGGCACCGAGGCGUAUUUUGUUGUUACUCACACCCAGGCGAGGCUGGAUCAUCUGAUUCGAUCCAUGGCCUGUUGGCCACCGACAGUACUUCAUGGACUCAGUUGUGAUGACCAGGAAGCUUGUGAUGAGAUGUGGGAGAACGCCUGGUGGGGUGGAUUCGCGAAGCAGCUGUUCCAUCCCGACCGCCCAGCCAACCUUUUCGACGCCCUCGAGACCUUGCACGACAUAUAUAUUCCUGGUUUCAAUGCCGUGUGCAAGAUGAAGACACUGGACGAGCUAAUGGAGGAUAGCCCGUUAGAACGUGUGGAAGUCAUUAUACGGGCUGGUAUCCAGGCGCUUGGGGGGUUUAGGAAAUCCGGGGAAGGAGGAGGUUCAGAAGCUUCCUUAGAGGAAAGGGUGUAG